Messenger RNA from Gadus morhua (Atlantic cod), 2491 nucleotides. RefSeq lists its product as uncharacterized. NCBI's taxonomy places the organism in Eukaryota, Metazoa, Chordata, Actinopteri, Gadiformes, Gadidae. Gene Ontology annotation, molecular function: O-methyltransferase activity; oxidoreductase activity, acting on the CH-OH group of donors, NAD or NADP as acceptor. The transcript is spliced from 11 exons. The coding region runs from base 297 to 1952 and encodes 551 amino acids. The record is from RefSeq and is a predicted model, not a curated record.
AUUGACUGCAUCUCCCAGAUUAAGAGUCUUCCCCAUAAUUUCGAUGAAUGGGCAAUUUACUGGAUAUAAGGGGAUAACAAUCUAUAUUGCUGACAAAGAAUUGACAAGCCGAAUUGAGCCGCUGUAUUUAUACACGGUGUGUUGGGAGGAGCGUUUUAUUCACAGGUCUUCACAUGAACAUGCCACGUGACUUUAGUUUAGUUUUACACAACGAUAACCUGCACUUAGGCUACUGUUUUUCGGUUCACUCCUGUGGCCACUAAUUGUCACUUUUAUCCGAACAAAUAAACCGCACCAUGAAAGGGGUACAAGUUUCAGACACACCAAUGGAAUUCCUGGUGGAGUACCUAACGAGAGCCCAGGAGAUAUGUGAUGGAAUGGCUCACAUUCCGGCGGAGCUGAAGGAUAACCUGGGAAAAGCUUUAGAAUUAGCCAGUGGCCUAGACCACUACUUGGAGGGAAUGACGUCAAAGGAAAGUGAACAGCUAGCAGAACUUAACGCGGAAACAGUCUCACACGACUGGGAUCAAGCAUACAAAGAUGGGAAGACUAUGUUUUGCCUGCCAAAGGAGUGCAUUACUGGCCAUGUAGAAGGCCAGACUCUGAAGAUGUUGGUGCGCAUGAGUAAAGCCCGGCGGGUUCUGGAGGUAGGGAUGUUCACAGGCUAUGGAGCUCUGUCCAUGGCUGAGGGGCUUCCCCAGGACGGACAGCUCGUAGCCUGUGAGCUGGAACCCUACCUGAAGGAGUUUUCCCAGCCUUUUUUUGACAAGUCUCCUCACGGCAAGAAGAUAACUGUGAAAACUGGCCCGGCCAUGGAUACCCUGAAGGACUUGGCGGAUGCCGGAGAGCAGUUUGACAUGGUAUUCAUUGACGCAGACAAAAACAACUACAUAAACUACUACAACUUCAUCCUUGAUAACGCUCUGCUGCGUCUGGAUGGGGUGAUCUGCGUGGACAACUCUCUUUUCAAGGGGAGGGUUUAUCUCCGAGAGGUCGAGGACGAGAACGCCAAGGCCCUGCGACGGUUCAACCAAUUUGUUUGUGAUGAUCCACGCGUUGAGCAGGUCAUCGUGCCCCUCAGAGAUGGUCUCAGCAUCAUCCGUCUGGUUCCUAUGGCUACCGCCUCCACUCUCCAACAGAGCCCGAUAACAGACGACGUGGUGUUCAGGGGUGUGGGCGGAGCCUCGGUUCUGGGCCGCAUGCGUCUGGACGGUAAGGUGGCCUACGUGACGGGCGCCGGCCAGGGCAUCGGCAGGGGGUUCGCCCACGCCCUGGGGGAGGCGGGCGCCAAGGUGGCGGUGGUGGACAUUGACGAGGCGAAGGCCAAGAGCGUCGUGGAGGAGCUCACUCUCAAAGGGAUCCGUAGCAUUCCGAUUGUAGCUGACAUCAGCGAGUCAGAAGACGUCCAGAGGAUGGUCGACACGGUGGUCUCCACGUGGGGGACGAUCCACAUCGCCUGCAACAACGCUGGCAUCAACAUGAACUCUGCCAGUGAGGACACCACCCUGUCAGAGUGGGACAAGACCUUCAACGUCAACCUCAGGGGGACCUUCAUGUGCUGCCAGGCUGCAGGUCGCGUGAUGCUGAAGCAAGGAUACGGCAAGAUCAUAAACACAGCUUCCAUGGCCAGUCUAAUAGUACCACACCCCCAGAAGCAGCUGUCCUACAACGCCUCCAAGGCAGGAGUGGUGAAGCUGACGCAGACGCUGGGCACGGAGUGGAUCGACAGAGGUGUCAACGUCAACUGCAUCUCACCGGGUAUUGUUGACACUCCUCUCAUCCACUCUGAGAGUCUGCGGCCCCUGGUGCAGCGCUGGCUGUCAGACGUCCCCGCUGGAAGGCUGGCGCAAGUGACAGACCUUCAAGCAGCACUGGUCUACUUGGCAUGUGACGCGUCCAACUACAUGACAGGGCAUAACUUAGUCAUAGAGGGUGGGCAAAGUCUGUGGUAGAGAGAGGGAGUGUGAGCAGGAGGGAAAGAGGUGCGUCUGGGAAAAGAGAGGAAAUAAAGAGAAGAGAAACUUUGGGUCGCACUCCAGGGAAUUGGCGUAAGACCGUAUCAUCUUUAGUUUUGCAUGCACGGUUCGAAAUAUUUCUCAGGAUUUAUAUUCUCAUGAACUUCUUGGAUGGCAUGAUUAUUUUUACGGCAAUUGAGCUGCAGAUCCAUUAUUCAGAUCACUGCCACCCAAUGUGUUAUUCCCCUUCCGUAGAAAUUUUCAGCGGGCUUAAUUUGACAGUCGGUUCAACUGGACUUUAAACUGGGGUUACAAAAGGUACUGUGAAAUGGGUCCAAUAUACUGUAGGUCCAAUUUUUGUUAUUGUCUGCAUAUUGUUCACACAAACUGAACUCUGAUGAAACAAGCUGUUAAUGACAUUCCUAACCUCCACCAAAUUAAUCGGUCUAUUUGUAUUGUAGAAUUGUAUUAAAUUAAAUGAUAUCUCAUUUAUAAAAAAAUAUACCUGAAUAAAUCUUUUCUUGGGUAAAAAUCUC